AUGCCGGUUGGACAGAGGCGACUCCGGGAUGCUGGCAUUCUAGGCAGAGUUGCAAAGAAAAAGCCAUAUCUCAGACUGGCCAAUAAAAAUAAAAUAUUAAAAUGGGCAAAAGAACACAGAUACUGGACAGAGGAACACUGCCUAGAAGGCCAGCAUCCCGGAGUCGCCUCUUCACUGUUGACGUUGAGACUGCUGUUUUGCGGUCCUUUUCACAUAAAAGGCACUUUUCUUCUACCUGUUGCAGCAUGUGUGUUGAUAAGAGUCUCUGUCACUGACAUCUAUCUCUUUUUUCUGUCUCCUUCAGGAUUGAAGACCUACCUGAUCUCAGGGAGGAAGGUGGAGCCGUGCCACUGUAGCUAUUCCCAGCUGGGCCUGGCUGGCCUGGAUCCUGGAGGGGACAUCCACUGUGCCACACCCUGUGCCCACACCCCAGAUGGACCCCCCAGAGCCCCCUCAGCGUGUGGCCUACCCCAGGGAGGGGCUUCCGACAGGGCCAAGUCUCCCUGUCUCUCCUGCAGUGCGGCUGUAGUUCCAGAGGAGGAUCAGGUUCUGGAGAAGGGCACGGUGCAGAACGGUUGCCAUGACGAUCACACAACCAAUAGCAGCAAGGACACCUCAUCUCUCAAAUGUCCCUCCCAGGCCCCCGUAGGCCGCAGCCCUAAGGCCCUGAACGGUCUGCUGAGCCCCAGGCUGGAGGAGCCCCUGACCAACAGCCAAACGUCCCUGUGUGAGAUGCUCCAGGAGAAGGAGAAGAAGUGGGGUGGAGGGGCCAUGGGGAUGGACCACUCUGCUCUCAUCCCCCUGCGCUCCAAGAACUUCAGAGAGAGGAGCGACGCUCACUUUGUAGAUGUUAUCAAAGAGGACAGUCUGAUGAAGGACUACUUUUUCAAGCCUCCCAUCAACAAGCUGAGCCACACCUUCCUGGACAAAACCCUGGAGUCUGCCUACAGGACUAGUUACCAGGAAGAGGUGGAGACCCAGGCAGCGGUACAGACCUUUGCCAGCCCUACCUUCAGCUCUUUCCUGGACAUGGUCCUGUGCUGCUCAGUGUUCCUGGCCCUCUCCCUGGCCUGCCUCCUCCGUCCCCUGCUCUCUCUCCCUGGGGCCCCCCUGCCUGCCCCGGCCCUCGCCCUGGUUGCCGUGGCCGCCUUGCUGGAGGCCCUGGCGCUGGUGCUGUCAAUACGGAUGGCCUUCUACCUGGACAGUGUGAUGAGCUGCACUAGGACCCUGCUGAAAGCCAUCUCUGGCUGGGUCCCCCGUCACCUGAUAGGUGCCGUGCUGGUGUCCCUGCCCGCUGUGUCCGUCUUCUCACACGUCACCUGUGACAUGCACCUCUCCAUACAGUUCACCAUGCUCACCUGCUGUGCAGUGAUCAUUGCCAUCAUCCAGUACUGUAACUUCUGCCAGCUGAGCUGCUGGAUGCGCUCGGCCAUGGCCACCGUGGUGGGACUGGUGCUGUUCGCCCUGCUCUUCAGCCCACCCUGCAGUUCUACCAACAGUAUGUUAUUUUGGUCUGGCAACGCCACCAACAACAGUAACCGCAGCAGUCUUGUACAUGGUCAGCCUGAGCCCGCCGCUGACCUCGUGCCCCGCCUCCAGGACCUGCUGGGCCCCGAGGUGGGAGUGGCUUUCUUCCUGCUCCUCCUGCUCGUCUGGUUCCUCAACCGCGAGUUUGAGGUCAGCUACCGCCUCCAUUACCACGGCAACGUGGAGGCCGAUCAGCACCGCAUCAAGAUCCAGAACAUGAGGGACCAAGCCGAUUGGUUGCUUAGGAACAUCAUCCCCAUCCACGUGGCAGAGCAGCUCAAAGUGACUCAGAGUUACUCCAAAAACCAUGGUAGCGUUGGCGUGAUUUUUGCCAGUAUCGUUAACUUUAGCGAGUUCUAUGAGGAGAGUUACGAGGGUGGCAAAGAGUGCUACCGCGUGCUCAACGAGCUCAUCGGUGACUUUGACGAACUGCUUCGUGAGCCGCCCUUCAACAACAUCGAGAAGAUCAAGACCAUCGGCGCCACGUACAUGGCGGCGGCCGGGCUGAACGCGCAGCAGUGCGCCGAGGCGCCGCACCCGCACGGCCACCUGCGGGCGCUGUUUGACUUCGCACUGGAGAUGAUGCGCGUGGUGGACGACUUCAACAAGAAUAUGCUGGGCUUCAAGUUCAAGUUGCGCAUCGGGUUCAACCACGGCCCUUUGACCGCAGGGGUGAUCGGCACCACGAAGCUGCUCUACGACAUCUGGGGCGACACUGUGAACAUUGCCAGUCGCAUGGACACCACGGGCGUGGAGUGCCGCGUGCAGGUGAGCGAGGAGAGCUACUGCGCCCUCAGUGCCAUGGACUACAACUUCGACUACCGCGGCACAGUCAACGUCAAGGGCAAAGGUCAAAUGAAGACAUUUCUGUUCCCCAAGAGUGCAGACAGUGGUGCCCCCGUUCCCCAGUACCUGCUCUCCGUCUCACCAGAGAUCCGGGUGCAGGUGGAUGGGAGUAUCGGGCGCUCGCCAACGGAUGAGCUCUCUAAUAUGGUGCCUAGCUCCAUGGCUGGCGUACCCAGUAUCACCAGUCCCUCGCUCAGCUCUGGGGUGUCCACAGGUCUGCUGCGGCCUGAGAGGGGGGUGGUGGACGCUGGAGAUAGGCCAGACAGUCGGCAACAAUACUACUGUAGCCCUACUACUACAGAGACCAUCGCAGCCAGACGCUCCUCCUCAUCAUCCUACGUUGGUCUAGCCUCCAUGCCUAUCACUAGUCAAGCUGGAGCUACUUUGACAGUCCAUCAACCAAAUCUACCCAUCACUAAUAAAGGUGAAACUCCUUCAACCAACGUCCAACAACCAAAUCUGCCCACCACUAGUCUAGCUGGAGCUCCUACAACAAACGUCCUCCAACAACCAAAACCUGUGGCGCCUGCCUCCCUCCAGCCUCUCUCCCCUCAGAAUGCCACAGCAACUGAGUCACGGAAGCAGGUGGAAAAAGAGAAAGAGGAGAAGGACGAUGAUGACAUUAUUGGCGAGCUAACGAAACUCUAAGACUGUUAUGUCUGCGAUAGUUUUUUGCAUUAGCCUUCAGCCCUUUAAGCACGGCCUUUCUUGCAUUCCUGCCAGUUGAAGCUUAUUAUGGAACAGUCAUAUGUGACGAGAAGGAGGUAGCACCUAAAUGGCAGACUGUAAGAAACCAGUUUCUGGCUCCUCAGUUGUCAAUUCUUCUCCAGGUUCGGGCUCAUUAGGACACGCCUUUGUAAAUCUUUUUGCAACUGUAAGCGAAAAUUAGCGUUUCUUAUUGAACAAGUUCAGAUACUAGGUCUGUUUUCUUCCCGCUCAUGUCCACUGAACACGACCGAUGUAUCUGGUGGGCACAGUAAGAGUGAAUAAGAAGAUAGGGAAAGUACGAUGGGCGCUAUUACUGAACUUAUGUUGCUAUAGAAACCCAGCCUCCUAUGAUCUACUUGAUUCUCACUAACAUCUUUAGUCUUUUUUUUGUUGUAUGUUUUUUUUCCUUUUUUUUCUCGCCUUUGUUUUUUUAAUGCCUUGAUUAAGUGCCUUUAGCACAAAAUAAUGUGUAGACCAAGCUGAUCUGGACAAGGAAAGAAGAAGAAACAUAAAGGGAAAAGACAACUGGGAAAGACUUCUACACUACAAAACUGUGAACCUUAUGUACAUUUUAAGGCAAAAGCUUGGUUUCUGUCAGUUUGUUACAGUUGUCUUUGGUCUGUGUUGCUUUUAUUACUGUAGUUAAGGAGUUUACAAGAAUCGGAGCAAUAAGGAAUGCCACAGUGAAGAGUGAAUGAUGGGUUACAAAUGGGGAAGCAAGAUGGAGUCGUCUUUUCACAGUGAAUCACUUGAAAUUGUCUAAGAAAAGCACAGGCCUCGCACAGCGCUUUCAGACAAACCUACAACAAUAUCUAGAACAUCAGUCGGAAGGCUUGACUGUGUGCUUGUGUCUGUGUGCUACACUACAGUAAUAACUGCCGUCCACGGCCUCAUGUGGAGAGGUGGCUGUAAGUUGUCAUUCUGCAACUGAUGAAACCGUGGGAAGAAGGUCGAGAGUGGGAUUAAGAAAUAAUGAAAUCCCUCUUGCUGAUGUGGUAUCUGUUCUCCUGGCCCUGGUUAAAAGUAAGGACCUCUUUCUUACCAGCCUCAAGCCGUCAACUAGACCUUGGUAAUAGUAAUUAGGGCUGAAUCCUAACUCCCACUUAAGUCUGUUUUAUGUCGAGGUCUCCCAUUGACAUUAAUGCAUGACUAAGUGAAAAUGUUUAAGCUAGGACUUGACGCUAACUCUUUAACAUAUCAUUAAUUAGCUUCAACUGCACAUUAGCUCUGCAAGUCUAUAAAGCUAACUUUUAGCACCACAGGUUGGUUCAUGUGCCAUAACCUCUUCCUAGUCUUUACAGGAAUGCAAUGUGCUGUUAGGCUACCGUUGUUGAGGUUUGAAGUGCACCCCUCUAGGUAGGCCUCCUAAUAGGUUGUUUCUAUAGAACGUGCUGGUUUGCUUACAAUACAGUUAUCUGCUAAAACUGUUACAUGUGCGUCACGUACAUAUCAUGUGGAAUAGGCAAGAGCACAAACAGAUUAACCUGAGUUAAUAUGUUGAGUGAUCCAGUUUAACGGAAUGGUAGAUUGGUAUAUUGACCUUCAAAUAGGACUUGAUAUGCUAUCGCCACGCCCCACUCCUGUUACCGUCCGGCUAUUUAGAAAUACAUGCAAGGGGGAAUGCACCCGAUUCCUCGUUACAGCAUUCCUGCCAAAUUAGAUCCUGGAUAAUAAGGGACAUUUCUAACAUGCGUCAUGUAAACAACAUAUAGAAAUAAACAUGUAAAGUGUGCAUGUUCAGUGCUACAUAUUUUCCUAUGUGUUUUGUGUGUUUGUUUUGUGUGUUUGUUUUGUUGAAGUUGAGAUCUUGUUGUUUUCUUUUUAUAUAUAUAUAUAUAUGUGUGUACUGUAUGCAUUGUUUUAUCAGACCCUUUCUUGAGAGAAUUGAGUAUGGUAAACUGUACAGUGCAUUUCCUCCAACUGCAAGUCUAAUCAUCCCUGUCAUUUUCUCUCUGUUAUAGUAAAAGGGCUUGGGUGCUCGGGAGAAAUAACAAAACAAGUAAUGGUACUACUAGGUUUCCAUCCAAUUGGCGACAGAUUUUCAUGCGAAUAUUCUAAAAUCUACAUAACGAAAAUAUGCACAUUUUUCCACCAGUGGUGUGUUUCCACCAAACGGACUUGUUGCGGAUAAAAAUCAGUGCAUGAUGACAUAGAGCACACAAAAUGUACUUUUUCACUUACGUUUUCACGUACCAAAUAAAAAUCUAAAGUUCAGUGUGUUUCCAUUCCAUUUUCAACUCUACCAAUAGUUUUGCUAUAAAAAAACUGUUGGGUAAAAUAGCAAAUGUGCCUACUCUGGUCUUGGUACAUGUGCUCUAGCCAACAGCUCGCAGAUACAAUGAGGAUAGGCUCGUUUACAUAAUGAGAUUAUUAUGGAUAAGAGCGAGUAAAUGUGUAUUUUUCAAACGGCAGCCAAGCAUGGAUCAACAUGUCACCAGAAUCAGACCCUGGAGAUUUAUUAGAAAGGAGCAUCAAGGUCACUGUGCACUUUCACCACCCUGUCAAGUUCAUCAGAAGUUAGGCCUAUUUCAUAUGUAGCCUUAUAAACUGCUUAUCAUUGCGUGACUCAAGGUUUACUUCGAUAUGAUUAUUAUAUGAAUAUUUACCUUUAAAGGCAUUUCCACUGCCAUUUCUCACAUAAUUGAUAAAAAAUUUACCAACACAGAAAGAUCCCCACCCCGUCGAACAAACAAAUUAUCUUUCGCCAUUUAUAAAAUUGUACCGAAACUUCCUGUUUCCAUCACAGAUGUUGUGAUUUAAAUUUUUUUAUACGAUAUGACUUUACUCACAUAAAAACUGGGGAUGGAAACGUUUAUAUUAUUUUUGACCUCAGACAUACUUUGAAACCUCAAAGGUACAAUAUCAAAGCAUUCUGAAUUAGGAGUAUAACUUGGGAAGUAAAUGAUCAUAGUAAAAGACUCCAAAGCAACAUGUUUUAGUUUAGUAAAGAUGGAGAUACUCAGGAUAUCCCAGCAAUCAUUUGGGUUUUAAAUGCAUCUUUCAACUUUCAGCACUUAAGUUUCUCUUUUGUAGUGCCAUAAUUUGUUUUACUACAGGUUCCUUGUGUGUACUGCAAGAGUUUGCUAGUAGUGCCUUUUCAGUCAUAGAAAAAUCCUCUCUAAAUCAACUCUUAUAUCAUUUAAUUAAGAUUGCCACGUUUUGUUUUCUCAAACCUCCUUGAAUAUACAUUUGUUUGGCUUUUUUACAUGUGCACAUAUUUUUCUCAUCCAAGUUCUUUGAACUUUUUAUAUGAAUUUGACAUGUGCCUUUUCUACUACAUAACCUGCUGAGCAAUUGUUUCCAACAUGUAGUAUCACUGAUAUGAGUAUGAAAUUCAAUAUUGCAGUUCAUUGUCACUUUUUGGUACACAGCUGCCACUUAUUUGUUUUGAUGUGGAUUUAAAAACAGGGAAUAACAAAAAUGUAGUUUUGCUUUGUUUGACUGGAUAUUGUUGUACUGUGUAGAAUUGCUUGAAUGGGGUUAGGCCCAUUUUAAGUGCAUUAAUCUACAAACGGGAUUGUUUUCAAAUUGUCAAAUGUAUUCUUGCCGAUUAUGAGCGUGCAACCCUUGUUGUAACCUACCCAAAUUGCAUUGAUUACAAUAAAGGGACAUAUUGGAAACAAUCAGUUUAAAUAAUAAACUUCACACAGUGUUAUGUUGCUAAAUGUCCCAAGGAAGGGGAAUCUGCAUAAUUGAGGUCUGGACACAUGAAAGGAAGACAAAACCCAGAUAUUAGCUACAACUUAUCUUAUUGCUUUUGAGAAACUCUGCUUAUCAACCUAUGGAUUCCUGGUGUUUUAUCGUGUUGAUGCUGGAUAAGUAGCGUUCUUUAGAAAGCAAAGGGAAAUAAAUAGUUGAAUUUAAGGCUAACUCUUAUAGAGGUGUUGGAGCUCAAAUCUUAUGCCCAAUUCAGUCCGAACCGUACUGUGAUGAUGGCUCUAUUUUCAUUUCACACUGCAACUGUGGUGAAUGUGUUACCGAACCAGCUCAGUACAGCUCGGUUGGGCUCAGUAGUGUGAAAAAGCUAUUGUGUUCCCUACUUCAAAAAAAGCUUUGUUUUUUUUGUACUAACUUGCCUUCAUUGCAAAAAGGACUUCAUGAAAUGACAAUGGGAUUGAAACGUUGUGAACUAACAGAAUGGCACAUUGAGACUGGUUUUGAUGCCAACUAUAGAUGUCAUUGAUUUGAUGUAUGUUUGGCCUUAUUUCCCCCUCUUUAAUUAGCUUGUCGUGCACAUUGAUGACAGGUUGUUUCUAUACUCACUAGUACGAUAUGUAUGCAGUAUGUAUACAUUUUGCACAAAGCACUCACUCUGUAUGUACAUAUGCAUUUUAUAUUUUGUAUUAUUUAUACAGGUGCCAUUGUUGAAGGGUUGAGGAAUACAUGGAAGGUUAGAUAAAUGUUAGAACACACAAUUAUGUCCAAAUGUCAUGUUUGCCUGCAUGUAUAGUAUGUGUGUGUACCUACCUGUACGAAUGUUUGUGUAACUGUAUGAUUGUGGGAGAGGGAUGCUCUAACUUACCACAGUAGGCCUAGGAUUGUGUGCUGCCUGAACUUGUCCAUUUCUUUCCACCUCAGUAUGUCAAAGUCAAUUUACAUUUGAGUAAUUUAGCAGACACUCUGAUCCAGAGCAUACAUUUUCUCCAUACUGGUGCCCCGUGGGAAGCGAACUCACAACUUGGCAUUGCAAGCACCAUGCUCUACCAACUGAGCCACAUGGGACACUGACAAUGACCUAUAAGGACAUUUUCCUGCCACCACUACUUCUAUAUAGGCCUAGGCGACAGAUCUCUCCAUCCUAAGGGAUCCCAUGGUAUUCCCCCAUGAGUAGCCUGGUUGGUCUCAGAUUGGUUUGUGCUGUUGGCAGCUCCUAUGGUCAAUGUAACAGCAAAAAAUGACCAUAGGAGUUGACGAGACAGUGCAAACAGAUCUGGGACCAGGCUACAUCAUCAACACCCUGCAAGGUAAAAUCACACUGCUAGAUUUCUGUUAAUGUUUUCAGACCCUGUUUCAUAUAAGCCUACUGUACAGUUGUGGCUGGUAGAUCUUUGGCCUCCCUCCCACUGUAUUUUAUAUAGCCUAUAGCACGCUGCAUUUUUGGAGGGGUCCGCAAAUGAAGGUAAAAAAAAAAAUGAAUAAAGUGAUUUUUUUCUGA
Molecule: messenger RNA, 8236 nt
Organism: Salvelinus fontinalis (brook trout)
Lineage: Eukaryota; Metazoa; Chordata; Actinopteri; Salmoniformes; Salmonidae
Product: adenylate cyclase type 9-like
Exons: 10
Coding region: 1-3021 (1006 amino acids)
Biological process (GO): intracellular signal transduction; cyclic nucleotide biosynthetic process; adenylate cyclase-activating G protein-coupled receptor signaling pathway
Molecular function (GO): adenylate cyclase activity
Source: RefSeq, a predicted model, not a curated record